Molecule: messenger RNA, 5982 nt
Organism: Paramisgurnus dabryanus
Lineage: Eukaryota; Metazoa; Chordata; Actinopteri; Cypriniformes; Cobitidae
Gene: pcbp3
Product: poly(rC) binding protein 3
Molecular function (GO): RNA binding
Source: RefSeq, a predicted model, not a curated record
GAUGCGAGGAGUCUUUCUCUCGUGUUAUUUGAGUGGCUGCAGGUACUGGUGUCUGCCUCUGUGCCGGAGGGGUAACGAGAGAAAAAAGAGGACUAGUGCUUGAUAUCCCCCUCUGGCCUCCCCAUCUCCCUGCUCCCUGUCACUCCAUCCUUCCUCCCUCCCGGACCACCCGUCAGCAGCUGGAUCAACCCGCCCGGACCCUUCUCCCACAACCCCUUUGACUAUCCUCACUUCACCGUCCCGUCUCAUCAACUCUGUGCGGGAAUUUAUCAUUGCUUGAAGUGGAAGUCUGGAUUUGACGGUGCAGUCACAGACAAUCUUGGUUUGAGAAGCAUCACUAGCCUCUUUUACAGAGUGAGGAUUUGCUCAGGUGAGGUACACUGGACAGACACAGUUCUCCCAAGUCUUCUAGAAGUGUGACGGCACGUGGUCACAUGACCUGGAAGAGAAAACCCAAGAGACUUUUGGGAUCCCUAUCUGAAUGGGCCGGUUAUCAACCUGGAAAGAAGUCUAAAGGCUGAUGAACUGAUCCGCACAGUGACACAGCUGCGCUCUCUUCCCCUCUUCAUCUGUCAAGUCUCUCCAUUUAUGUCCUGAGAUCCACCACUUUCAGCAACUCCGGUGACUGGUUGGCUGCUGAACCAUCAUUCUUGUCCUGCUCCUGGGAAUUUCCUGUCACGUGAUCAUAUUCCUGCUUCACCUCCACUCCUAGUAUGGAACCCGGCAAAGUCCAAUCUGAGGGCGGGCUGAAUGUGACCCUGACCAUCAGGCUUCUCAUGCACGGCAAGGAAGUUGGAAGCAUCAUUGGAAAGAAAGGAGAAACUGUGAAGAAGAUGCGUGAAGAGAGCGGCGCUCGCAUCAACAUCUCCGAAGGAAACUGUCCUGAGAGGAUUGUCACCAUCACUGGGCCCACAGAUGCCAUCUUUAAAGCCUUUGCUAUGAUCGCAUACAAGUUUGAAGAGGAUAUAAUCAACUCCAUGAGCAACAGUCCAGCCACCAGUAAGCCACCUGUCACCCUGCGCCUUGUGGUGCCCGCCAGUCAGUGUGGUUCUCUCAUCGGCAAAGGAGGCUCCAAAAUCAAAGAAAUGAGAGAGUCCACAGGAGCUCAGGUGCAGGUAGCAGGGGACAUGCUGCCUAACUCCACAGAGCGCGCUGUGACAAUCUCCGGCACCCCGGAAGCCAUUAUCCAGUGUGUCAAACAGAUAUGUGUGGUCAUGCUGGAGUCCCCACCGAAAGGUGCCACUAUCCCCUACCGCCCCAAGCCCGCCACCACCCCCGUCAUUUUUUCAGGUGGCCAGGUAAGAGCCGACCCGCUGGCGGCGUCUGCAGCCAAUCUCAGCCUGUUACUCCAGCACCAGCCACUGCCUGCCUACACGAUUCAGGGACAAUAUGCCAUUCCACACCCAGAUCAGUUGACCAAGCUCCACCAGUUGGCUAUGCAGCAAACCCCCUUUACUCCCCUCGGACAGACCACCCCUGCUUUCCCUGGUUUGGAUGCCAGUCCCCCGGCCAGUACUCAUGAACUCACCAUUCCAAAUGAUCUAAUAGGCUGUAUAAUCGGGCGCCAGGGAACCAAAAUCAACGAGAUCCGUCAGAUGUCUGGAGCCCAGAUCAAAAUCGCUAAUGCCAUGGAAGGGUCAUCAGAGCGCCAGAUCACCAUUACAGGAACCCCUGCCAACAUCAGCCUUGCCCAGUACCUCAUCAACGCAAGGUUCAGAGAUGUGGCAGCCAUGUGGACUGACCCCUCAUCAAUGACUACAUCUUGAAGCCCCAAACUGCUGAUUCCCAAUAAAGCUUACAUACAGUGUUCCCCUAAACCCCAUGGUCAAAUUCAUUAGUAGAUACACUCAUGUACUGUAGGCAGACUACUGAAAAGUAAAAAAAACAAUGAAACAUGAAAACAGUAGUAUGAUUUGUUUAUGUUAUGCAGUGUUUUACAGUAGUGCUAGUGUUUCAGCAUGCUGAAUGCUUGGAUCUUGUCGUAUACCCAUUUCAAUUUGUCAGAUUAGUUCAGUAUGGUUGCCAAGUCUUGUAGUUUUGUCAGAAAAGCUUAAGAAUUGCAUCUCUAAUUGCUUUUUAGCAAUGCUGUUGGCAAGUGAUGUGAUGCAAAUUUGUGAAGAUGUUGAUAAACUGAGGAAUGGCUCAAAAAUGAUUUCACAUUCGAGAUGAAUUUGAUUGAUUUCAUCUCAGAAGGAAUGCGUUUUACUAAACAUGGAGAGCAAGUUAUCGUUCCUUUACAGAAGUGUGAAAUGCUUUCUGAAUUAUUUUUACGUUAUCUAUUUUUUUCUAUCUUUUCCCUCCCCUUUUCCUUCUUCUCCGGACUGUUCUAGGCUGACGUCUGAGGUCACUGGAAUGGGCACUCUCUAAUUUCUACCCAUGAUCCUUCACUGCAUCACAUGACCCUUGAGCCAAUGGCAUUGCACCUAUAGUUUUUCUCUCUGUAUUCAGCUGUCAUGUAUUUGAAGUCAUUUUGACACCUUUAUAUUCUAUAAUGUGCACAUAUUUAAGAUGUCACUCCUACUGAACUUCUGUUGUGAUCCUGACUAUCCCUAUUUAUAAAUUGCAACCUGUUUAUUUUGAAGUUAACUUUUUUGGUUCUCUAGUACCUCAUGUCACUUACUGGUGUAUUGGUUUCCCAUUGCUUUACUGUGAUGUCAUCAUUUUCCUUCCAUAUUUUAUGUUAUGUCUGCACUGAGAUACUCUGAAACACAGGGCUCUGUUUACUAUUUACUCCACCUUACAACAGUGCAUCUCAUACAUACUGAUGGAAUUGGACUCUUUGCAUAUAUGCCUGUACGUAUUUUUCAUUUUGGCACGUUGAGUAACUCCGAAUCCAUUAUUAGACUCUUGUAUUCACUUUUAAAUUUCAAAACGGGGGCUACAAAAUAACCCAUGCACUAUUUGAGGAAAUGGUUUUAGCUUUUCUGCAUGCUUACAAUCUUGAGUUUAUCGAGUGAUUAAAUAUGGUACAUUACAGCAUCAUUAUUUAUUACAAAUAUUUUAUAUUACUUCAGUUAUGGAAAAAUUUAAAGUCCUUUUUUUGAAUACAGAUGUGAAUACAGAUGAGCUAAUAAUGAAAUUCACCUCAUGCUUUAAUCUCCCGCACUUCAUUUUGUUUUCCAUAUUGCUCUCCAAUAUCUCUUUAAAAUAUAUCGGAUAUUUGGAAAUCGAACGCUAAAGAGAGUAUCGAGCUCUGAAUACAUCAACACACAAAUUUUACACAGAGGACGAGGGCAUUUCUGCUACGGUACAUCAGAGCACUUUGCUAUUGUCUGCAGGUCACCUCAUCAAUAAUAAUAAUAAUAAUAAUUUAGGAUCAUUAGUAUUUAUGAUUCUGGAAUGUUUAUGUGUUGAAACUGUUGUUGUGAUGGCAGGUCAAGCGAUGCUUAAAUAUGAUUGUUUCUACUUAACAGUUUCAAGUAAGGCCACCAUGGCUUACCUGCUGAUCUUAAAGUUGUAAGCGAUCAGCACUAUGAUUUGUGCUCUUAGAUGCAAAUCCUUUAGUAACUAACUCUCUAUGUGUUGCAUGUCAUGGUUAAUUUAUAAUACAGCUUGCAAACACCUUAAACAUGCACACAGUUACUCUUACCUGUCAUAUACUUUGUUUUUACCUAUGGCCACCUUUUGAACAUAAUUUUUUACAUUUUGCCGAUGAUAAUGUGAUGGUUGUUGUAAGGUGAAGUAAGUCAUGCAACAUGCUGGCUAUAACAACAGUGGCUUAGUUAAGUGGGGGGGUAGUUUGUGGGCGGAGCUACCUGUGUAUCUGAAAAUGCUUGAUGGGAGGGUCUUUGAUAGAUUAUUGUUUUGUGCCGCAGAACCAACCUGAUCUGACGAGAAUUCGUACAUAUUUUAUGAGUCGGCUAAUUUGUAUAAAUUUGUUUGAAGUAAAUCGGUACAAUUAUUUGAAAAAAAAACUAUAAACCCAACAUCACGGGAACGAAAGCAAAUGAUACAAAAAUGUAUGAAUUUGGUAGUACAGUAGCCAUUUCGUAAAAUAUGUACAAUUUACUGAGAGAUUGUGUCGUAGAUCUCAUCUCCCAUCAAAAUUGUCAGUGUAAUCUAUACUUAUUGAAGCCCUUUGAUUAAGCUGUGGAUGUUUUGCACAAGCAGUGGUUGCGUUUGUGUUUACCAUUUACCCUAAUCUGAAUUUACCUCAAUCUAAAUUUACCUUAAUCUGAAUUUACCUUAAUCUGAAGUUGCUUUAAUCUGAAUUUACUUUAGGCUGAAUUUACCUUAAUCCGAAUUUACCUAAAUCUGAAUUUACUUUAACCUGAAUUUACUUUAAUCUGAAUUUACCUUAAUCUGAAUUUAUCUUAAUCUGAAUUUACCUUAAUCUGAAUUUACUUUAGGCUGAAUUUACCUUAAUCUGAAUUUGCUUUAAUCUGAAUUUACUUUAGGAUGAAUUUACCUUAAUCUGAAUUUAUUUUAAUCUGAAUUUACCUUAAUCUAAAUUGACCUUAAUCUGAAUUGACCUUAAUCCGAAUUUACCUAAAUCUGAAUUUACCUUAAUCUGAAUUUACUUUAAUCUGAAUUUAACUUAAUCUGAAUUUACCCAAAUCUGAAUUUACCCAAAUCUGAAUUUAUCUUAACCUGAAUUUACCUUAAUCUGAAUUUACCUUAAUCUGAAUUUACCUUAAUCUGAAUUUACCACUGAAUCUGAAUUUAUUCAAACAAAUGUGGAAUUAAGGCUGAAAGUUGAAUGUAACUGCUUCAACAUGUUAUUCAUCAUAUAACAGACAAUGCUACUCUUUUUUUACAUUUCUUAAUAUUCCAAAUGCAUGCUGUAACAUGAGAAAUAUUUUAUUUCCUGAUCUCGGAACAGAAAAUGCAUUCACAUUGAUAUCAUCGGGUACAAUGGCAUGUUUGCAAAGCAUUAAAGCUAUACAGAAAUAUUCUAUAUUUAUAUAUUAAACGUUUAGUAUUUCGUAACGACGAAUCAAAGAUAUGCACCCAAGGGUUAAUCUCCAUCAAAGGCAUAAUCUGAAUAUAAUCUGAUUUAUUUCUAAUCUACUGUAGGGUUUAUUUUGAGCUACCGUAUGAGCACAGAACUUUUGUAAUGUUGAAAUUCAACUCACAAGGUCAAGUAUGCAUACGGUCAUGUUAAGCUAACCACAGGUAUGACCAAAAUGUCAUAUAGUGACUCAUUCAUUGGGAAUUAUUUAACAUGUUUUGUGGUUGCUUUAGAUUAAGAAUUACGUUAGCAUAUGUUUUGCACUGCUUCAAAAUGUAAUAUUGUAUGUGUCAGUGGUUUAGGCUCGGUUAUAGAUUAAGUUAGAUUGUACGUUCACACAAGGCGAUGUCUUGUGAUACUUAUGGAAUGUUUUAUUUGAUGUUACGUUUAGUCCAUAAUGUGGUGUACUUUAGAUUUACGCUGUACAGAAACAUAAUAAUAUUAGUCAACAGCAUGCGUAACUGUUACAUUUCUGCGUAGUGGAAUGCAUUACUAUGGGAGGCUUUUAUUUUUCAUCACUAUUAUUUACUAUUUAUUAUUGUUAUACUAUUUUGUCAUUUAUUUUACAAAUGCAAUAAUAUAAAUGUGUGUGUGGAAUUGCAGUGAUACUGUAUGUUGUAAAUGAUUUGGUGGAAAACACGGUAAGUCAUUUCAAGCUACUUUUAUAGUUUUGUCAUAUUUAAUCUUCAACUGGCUUCAUGAUAUCUCAUGAUAAUCGUUCUCAUCUAAAUCAUGUGCUUGAUUUGUACUCAUAACACACAAAUACACACUUUGUAUGCAUUAAAAAUCAUUGUAUUCAUUUUGUUGGUCAUGCAAUUUUCAAUUGUACUAGAGCAGCAAAAAAAGAAAAUCCCUCGAUCUGUCUGUGCUUCUGUAAAUGAUUCGGUUUGAAAAUGUAACAGAGUAAUUAUUUUAUGUUGAACAAUUUGCUGCUUGCAGCUCUCUAUAAUAGAUUUAAAGUAUUGCUGAGGCUAGGUUAACUUUGAAAUGUUUUGUAAAAAGAUGAGAAUAAAGUUUGUUUUUCCCUUGAA